Messenger RNA from Lotus japonicus, 1066 nucleotides. RefSeq names its product soluble inorganic pyrophosphatase 1. Gene Ontology annotation, biological process: phosphate-containing compound metabolic process. The transcript is spliced from 9 exons. Gene Ontology annotation, molecular function: magnesium ion binding; inorganic diphosphate phosphatase activity. Gene Ontology annotation, cellular component: cytoplasm. Lineage: Eukaryota; Viridiplantae; Streptophyta; Magnoliopsida; Fabales; Fabaceae. The record is from RefSeq and is a predicted model, not a curated record. The coding region runs from base 196 to 831 and encodes 211 amino acids.
GAGAGGUAGGCAAACUUGUCUGCAUUAAAGGCAUGAGGAGUGGUAAGGCAUUAAGUCAAUUAACUCAUCCUUUUCAUCCCCUUGACCUCCAUAUAUAAACAUCACAAACCAUUGCUCUCGUUAAGAUCUCUCUUUUCUGCCCUUUACCAUCUUUUUAGAUUAUUUGCUUUUGGUGGUGUUGUUCAAGCCUUCAAGAUGAGUGAGAAUGGUGAAAAGGCUCAUGAAACUCGCCCAACUCCCCGCUUGAAUGAAAGAAUUCUUUCAUCUUUGUCAAGAAGAUCAGUUGCUGCACACCCUUGGCAUGAUCUUGAAAUCGGACCUGAAGCGCCCAAGAUAUUCAAUUGUGUUGUGGAGAUCAGUAAGGGAAGUAAGGUCAAAUACGAACUUGACAAAAAGACUGGAUUGAUUAAGGUUGAUCGGAUUUUGUAUUCAUCAGUUGUUUAUCCUCAUAACUAUGGAUUUGUCCCUCGAACUCUAUGCGAAGACAAUGAUCCACUUGAUGUCUUGGUAAUCAUGCAGGAGCCAAUUCUCCCUGGUUGUUUCCUGCGAGCUAGGGCCAUUGGACUAAUGCCCAUGAUUGAUCAGGGGGAGAAGGAUGAUAAAAUUAUUGCAGUAUGUGUUGAUGAUCCAGAGUAUAAGCACUAUACUGACUUAUCACAACUUCCACCCCACCGCCUCCAUGAGAUUCGUCGUUUCUUUGAAGAUUAUAAGAAGAAUGAGAACAAGGAGGUUGCAGUUAAUGACUUUUUGCCAGCAUCUAAUGCUGUUGAAGCUGUCCAGUACUCAAUGGAUCUUUAUGGAGAGUAUAUUAUGCAUACCUUGAGGCGAUAGACCAUAAUACUGUUUUGCAUGAAUCAGAAUAAGCUGCUCUAGAUGGUUUAUGAAUAUAUUGUCAUGUCAUGAAACUAUUAUACUUUUUUUGUAUUGAAUUGGAUAAUAUACCAGUUGUUUGUUGCAUUUAGUGAAGAACAACUAUCAACUUUGAUGCUAAUCCUAGUUGAUUGAAAUUUUUCUUGUAUUGUUAAGUUUCCAAUUAAUACUUUGGUAAUCUGUUUUUGAUUCUGCA